AUGUCGCAGGGCAGCUCCACACGCCGUCCAGGUUCCUCGGGUGGAUCGUCUCGUUCAGCGCAUCAGCGACCGUUGCGUGCCACACAAACUUUCAGCCAGCAUGGAGGUUCAGCUGCGUCGCAGUCAGCUCUACCUGCGUCUAGUGCGCCGAGCAGUGCUUCUGCUGACUGGAGCUCUGCAGCAGCAGGCAAGAAGAGACCAUCUCCUUCUUCAUCACCAUUUUCGUUUCGCGUAGCAUCCUCGCCUGAUCCUAAUAGUCGAAGUCGCAGUCCUGGUUCACCAGCAGCGUCAGCGGCGGGGAAAAGUAGUGCUGCAAAGAUGCGCCGAAGUCCUGGCGCAAGUCCAGUACCGCUAGGGCGACAAGACAGGGAGAUAGAUGGUGAUGGUGGAAUGGGAUCGUGGAGAACAUCUCGACCAAGCAGUAUUGACAUGGCUACGGAGUGUAAUUUAGAUGCCAACAGCGCCAGUGUUGGUGCUGCAGGCUCUAGCAGUUCAACUAGCUAUGCUGGCUUUAUUGUGGCAGGAUCACCCAAUGCAUUUACCCGCCUGCCCAGAGCUAAUUCCCGUGCUAGUGUGGGCAGCGUGAGCUCAGAACUAGAUGCCCUCGUGCUGGGGACUCCAAACGCGGAGCUGCUGGAGGCGACAUUAGACGGCCGGCGCCCCCCGCUUGCUCAUCUCGUGUCCCGGCACGGGUCAAAUCCCAAUGUAUUUACGAGCACAUCGACAAUUUCCCCGGUCACCAGCAAAUCCAGUCAAGCCAGUCCAUCGCCAACUUGUUCAGUUGCCAUACCCAUCGGUAAUGUAUCAGACACGCCACGCUUCAGUCCAUCGCCACAGAUGCACCUGAGUCGGCGUGGUUCGAAUGAGUUUGAGUCGCCGGUUUUACCGACGAUAGUACCGGUUGUCUCGGGCUCGUUCACGCGUCUGAUGUCUGGCUCGCCAAAAGCAUUUGAUUGCAAUCCGCCACAGCUCUGCUUGGCCACCGUGGCCAAACCGGCGGAACACGGCCGUUUUGCGUUUGCCGUGCCAGAUCUGUCCAAAGAAGAGCCGGACGAAAGCAAGGUGAACAUCACGUUUAGCCAGUCGACCGUCUUUCAGCAGUGCAGUGUCCGCGCUGUCCAGUAA
Molecule: messenger RNA, 1125 nt
Organism: Sycon ciliatum
Lineage: Eukaryota; Metazoa; Porifera; Calcarea; Leucosolenida; Sycettidae
Exons: 1
Coding region: 1-1125 (374 amino acids)
Source: RefSeq, a predicted model, not a curated record